GGGAUUUUAAAUGGAGUCAUAACAGAUUACCUUAACUAUUGAUAGUGACUAGAUGAAAUGACAAUACAGUCCAGUAUAUUCAUUAACUCUUUGUUGUCAGAUAAUAAUGAGACCAUGGAAAACACCGCUUGUGGUGAUCAGUUUCUUCAUCUACAUCAUUAUCUCAAAGACAUACCAAAUGUAUAUUAAGCAUGGGAAAAUAGCAGAUCGAUUAAGUAAAAAUGGCACAUUGGAGAAUAUUUUAUCAGACAAGAAUCUUGACAUUGGUAACCACACAGAUAAACGCCAAUUUAAACACUUCUUGAUUUUAUCAGAAGCAAGAAGUGGCUCCACGUAUUUACAGGAUUUAAUUAACAAACAUUCACAUUUAACAUCAUACGAUGAACUUCUAUCUCAAGUCCAACUGAGUAAAUUCCAGCUUGAUGAUAUCAGGAAUAAAUCAGAGUACAUUUUACGUUGUAUUAAACCUGAUGCUAAUAUCCCUGGCAUUCUGACUGGAUUUAAAGUAUUCAUAAGUCAGUUAAAGGCGAGUAAACUUGAAUUGAAGAAAUUGAUGACCUUACUUGAAAAUCCUGCUGUUAUUGUGCUCCAGAGAUGUAAUCUUUUGGAUCAAUACAUCAGCCUAGUAAAGGCCACCAGAACACAACAAUGGACUUCUCAAAUGAAAGGAAAAACUGAAAGAUCUCCAUUUAAUUUAGAUAUUGAAAACUUUGAAAAUUAUGCAACGUCCCAAAAUGAACACUGGAAGAUAAUAUUGAAUGAGUUAAAAUCAUAUCCCUAUGUAAUGUAUGUCACAUAUGAUGAUAUCCUUCAAAAGACAACUGAACUUCCGAAUGCAAUAUUUACAUUUUUAGGAUAUCCAUCAUCUGAUAAACCAUUUUUAAACUUGACUUCUUUCAAAAGACAAAGGAAAGCAGCUUUGGAAGACACUCUUGAUAAUUAUGAGGAUGUGAAGGAUCAAAUCGUCAAAUGGGAAGAAUCUCAAUUUAAUAGGUUAUCUAAUUGUUAAAUGUGAUAUUGAAUUUCAUUUUGGACAUUUCACUAGUUAUAAGUUGUAACAUGAUUACAUGAGUAAUUGAUUAGUACCUUUGAUUAAUAGACUUGAUCUAUGUUCCUAUUCUCCAAUAACAUAAAAAAUAGGAAAUAUCCAUUGUUAAACAACAAUGGCUUAUUUUUCUGCUAGAAUAUAUAAACACGACUUGUUUUAUUUCAUUGGCUCUGUUGUAAAACACCUCUUGAACAAGCAUAAUGCAGAAUAUUUCAUUUUAAAGUUUUAAAUAUGAAAUAUUUAGACCCUCACCUAAGGACUAUUUUAUAACAAUCACAAGAAUCAAAAGAUAUUGUGCAUUAUACACGCCUAACCAUUGUGUCAACAUACAGCAUCAACAAUAUGGAAGAUCAUCUAAAGUAGAUAAAAUUGGUGACUCCUCAACAGAAAGUGAAUCACUUGAGGUGAACUGACUCAGUGUUGAUAAAAUCAAUGAUGUUUAUACACUGUAUGCCGUGUAAUUGAACUCAAGUGCAUGUUUAAAAAGUUAACAAAUGCCUAAAAUACCUUACACAUGUCUGGU
Molecule: messenger RNA, 1571 nt
Organism: Owenia fusiformis
Lineage: Eukaryota; Metazoa; Annelida; Polychaeta; Sabellida; Oweniidae
Source: the annotation of a GenBank genome assembly